GAAAAUCAACCCUUGUUUACAGCUUUGCCCUGAGGUAUAUCAAAGAUCGACAAGUGCCAGAACCAAAAGCUACAUGGGAAAAAUGAACGGGUGAUCGUUUGAUGUUAUUAGGAUUCAGAUCGGUGUCGGAGCUACCGAAGCCUGAAGCCGACUGUUGUUGUAACCCCUGCCAAACGCCCAUUGGAACCCACCUGUUCGGGCACUUACAGCAAGCCAUGGAUUUUGCAGAACCAUGUGGUGUUCACGACAGAUACACGACUUCAAUGCAGAUGCGCUCGUCUUAAACAGAAGCAAGUCACCGCCCGAAGAGCAGCAUCGUGAUGUGCGGCUUGGCGACUAUAUCUGGACGACACGAAAAACUCAGAGGCAUGUCUUGGCGAAGCCCCCCUCGCCAAGAGCGCCGCCAACGCCAAGAACGCAAUUCCCAUCGUCCGGACAAAACAGCGCAGGUCUGGGCAUGACUGUCCUGCCGUUCUAGAUCGAGUUGUGACAAUCCCAUCUCUUCUCUUCCUUCCAAAAAAUCCAUUUCUCUCUGUGAACAUCCCUGUUGCUGCGAUGGCUGCCAAAUCGAAAGCGUAACCGCUCUUGCCACACCUCCAAAACAUCAUGAGAUUUGGGCGAGAGGAACGGCGCCGGGGAGGACGAGUCUCUUGCUGGAUCUGCACCACGGUUGUGAUAGCGCGAGCAAUCACUGGUGCACACGGCCAAUCCACCGUAUCGGUUUACAUACCCGGCUACGGGGAGGCUCACUGGGCUGCUCUUCGCGGCAGCAUCAUUGGCAGUGACCAAUCCGCAACAACCUACACGGUCUUUUGUGCUGAGAAGGCGCCAAGUUGUCAGAUUGCCGGCGACCUUCCCUUUGUCUUCACGGAAGGGCCAGGGACUUUGAAAUACGGUGGCGUGGCCCCUGGGAAACUAACGGCCGAACUUGAAUGCAGCUUGGACGGCACAACGGCCGCAACCUGCACAGGAUCGUCAUCCUUCGGGGCCAACCAUUGGGAGGGCACCAUCACGGGGCCGACGCAGACUAUGUGGACGGAGACUUUCACGACGCCCGAGGUAACAUGGGGCGCGUUGACAUUGACAACACCGGGUCCGUUACCCAACACGAUUGACAUUGACGGGACACCAGCAGCAUCGUUGACGAACUCGCCUGUCAAGGGCGCCGGUUUUAGCCUGGACCCGGUGAGAGCUAGCUGGUUGUCGGGCGUCUCAUCUGGGGCUGUUAUUUUGUUUGUUCUGACAUUCAUGUAAAGGGGCGCGGAAACGGGCGUUUGAUGGUUUUAUGUGCUCCGGUUAUGGAUCGGGGCCGGUGGAGAUACACGGCACGGUGUUUUUGUUCCCCGAUUUCACUUUUGGUUCAAAGAAGUACGGAUACCCCUUUUUUCGAGUCGCAUGUAGUUCCGAGGUUGUACAGAAACAUAUAGGGACGGGAAAUAUUUCAGGUUUUUAUGCGCCUACUUCGAUACGGAGCUUGUCUUUCUAUUCACCCUGAGCCAUCUCAACAACCUCUCUUCAGCUGGAGAUGCAAGGCGAGAAUGACCCACUUGACAGCACUGUCAGCUUCAGAGAGGACUCGCCCAGUCGCGCGGCACGUCGUGGACAGGGUGGUU
This is a messenger RNA of Podospora pseudocomata, 1613 nucleotides long. RefSeq lists its product as uncharacterized. The transcript has 3 exons. The record is from RefSeq and is a predicted model, not a curated record. Lineage: Eukaryota; Fungi; Ascomycota; Sordariomycetes; Sordariales; Podosporaceae. The coding region runs from base 607 to 1254 and encodes 215 amino acids.